CUCCUUUGUGAACCGGAAAGAUAUGGUUUCACCUUGGGUGCAUACCGCUCUGGUGGAGAGGCACACAUUUGGUUUUAGCUAGAAAUUUGACAUUCAAAUGAAAGAUAAAUGUCACCGUGACACUGCACCGCGUCUGACUGUUCUUCACACAGAGAGGAAACAUGAAGCAAGACGUCAGGAUACUUUUACUGGGGGAACCCAAGGUGGGGAAGACUUCACUCAUCAUGUCUUUGGUUGGAGAGGAGUUCCCAGAAGAGGUUCCCCCCAGAGCAGAAGAAAUCACCAUCCCUGCUGACGUGACUCCAGAGAAGGUGCCUACACACAUAGUGGACUACUCAGAAAAAGAACAGAGUGAUGACAUCCUCAGAGAUGAGAUUGUCAAGGCUAACGUGGUGUGUGUAGUGUAUGAUGUCACCAACGAGGAAACAAUAGACAAGAUCAAAACUAAAUGGAUACCUUUAGUAAACGGAGACGCAGAAAAAGGGAACAAAGUUCCAAUCAUCCUUGUUGGAAACAAGUCUGAUCUGCGCUGUGGGAGCUCAAUGGAAACCAUCCUUCCCAUCAUGAACCAGUUCUCUGAGAUUGAGACAUGUGUUGAGUGUUCUGCAAAGAAUCUGAAAAACAUUUCAGAGCUGUUCUACUAUGCACAGAAGGCAGUUCUACACCCCACUGCUCCUCUUUAUGACCCUGAAGACAAGCAGUUAAAACCUUUGUGUGUCCGAGCUCUCAGCAGAGUAUUCUACAUUUCCGACCAGGACAAUGACCGUAUCCUGAGUGACGCUGAACUUAACAGGUUUCAGAAAUCUUGUUUUGGAAAUCCUCUGGCACCUCAAGCCUUAGAAGACGUGAAGACAGUAGUUUGGAAGAACACCAGUGAUGGGGUGCAGGACAACGGCCUGACUCUAAAUGGUUUCUUGUUCCUUAAUACAUUAUUUAUCCAGAGGGGCCGACAUGAAACCACAUGGACCAUCCUCAGGAAAUUUGGUUAUGAUGACAACCUUGAGCUGACCGAUGAUUACCUUUAUCCUGAAUUACGGGUUCCUGUCGGCUGCACCACAGAACUCAAUCAUUUAGGCCACCAGUUCCUCCAGCAGCUGUUUGACAAGUAUGAUGAGGACAAAGACUCUGCCCUCUCACCAGCAGAGCUUAGGAACCUAUUCUGUGUAUGUCCCUACAUGCCAUGGGGUGCAGAGGUCUACAUGACUGUGUCAACCACAGAUGAGGGCUACAUCUCUAAUCACGGUUAUCUUUGUCAGUGGACGCUCUCUGCAUACCUUGACAUCCACCGCUGCCUGGAGCACCUAGGAUACCUAGGCUACCCUAUCCUCACUGAGCAGGAGUCACAGACUGCAGCAGUCACAGUGACACGGGAAAAAGAGGUGGACCUGGAAAAGCGCCAGACACAGCGGUCAGUGUUUCUCUGCAAGGUGAUCGGACCGCGGGGGACGGGCAAGACAGCCUUUCUCCAGGCCUUUGUGGGCCGCAACAUCACGAAAACAGGAAAUUCCAACAGUGCCUUCUCUCCCUAUGCCAUAAACACUGUCCAAGUCAGCAACCAGGAGAAGUAUCUUAUUCUCAAUGAGGUGGAUGUAGAGGCUGAGUUCCUGAAGGCAUCAGACGCCUCCUGUGACGUUGCUUGUCUCAUGUAUGACACCAGUGACCCACAUUCCUUCGACUAUUGUGCCAGUAUAUACAAGCAACAUUACAUGGAGAGCAACAUCCCAUGUGUUCUGGUCGCCUCCAAGGUGGACCUUCCUGAAGUUAAGCAGCUCCACGGGAUGACCCCAGCAGAGUUCUGUUAUAAACACCGACUGCCUCCACCACUGCCCUUCUCCAGCCUGUUCCUCGACUCCACCAGCAAGAACAUCUACACCAGGCUUGCCUGGGCAGCAAUGUACCCACACCUGAAUGGUUCAGACAUGAGCAACACAUCUUUCUGGCUGAGAGUGGCGUUGGGCUCGGCCGUGGUUGCAGUUCUUGGCUUUGCUAUCUACAGAGCAGUCGCUAGACUUAAAUGAUGACAACCGACUGAGAUUUUAUUUUUUUCCAAGAUGAUGCUCCCUCCAUUCAUCAAGACCAAAACCUCCAAGACCAGAUCAAGAGCCAGAUGAAGUCUGCAUCAUUUUACUUUUCACCCUGAAGGCUUCCAGGAAACUGUUCAUAUCUCUGCCCCACUUAGUGUCUGACUUUCACUAGAUCGCAAAAAUCCAAAGGCAGUUGGAAUCUAGUGAUCAUAUUAUUCUCUGUGCUGCCAUGCCCAGCUUUUUCUGCCUUACAUUGUCUAAACAGGCUAAGUAGGAGUUAGCCUGUCUGCUGUUGGUACAUUGACACAAAGAACUGCUUCUGUUUAUGUCCAAAAAGGUGCUUUAUCAGAACAGAGGAAAUGCACAAAGACAUUAGUGUCUGGCUUUCCCCACUGCUUUCCCCUCAAUUAUCUUGUAAGAGUUGAUGGUGAGAUUGGUGAGUUUUUUUAUAUGAAUGCAGUGUUUCCUAAGCUUAAUAGAGAAAUGCCAAAUUGACAAGACUCAAGAACCAAAGGGCAGCAUGUGAAGCAUUUUUAACAGAGAAGACGUCCUGACUGGCUGCCGCUGCAACUCAAUGAACAACACUUCUUUUUGACCAAGCUACCACAGAUACAAGAUGUUCAUGUCUGAUUUGCCAAACAACUCCAGCAGCAUGUUAUUUGCAUCUUAGGUGUACCAUUUUGCCUGAGAAUGAAACUUUUUAAUUAGCUUGAAUCUUAUGGUUAAAAUGUUUUUAGCAGUAAGCCCUCUGCUGAUCUGCUGUGGCAGGGAGAGAUUUCUCUUUGUGCAUGAGGAAAAAGGCAGUUUGUAUAUGCAUUGGCAAGAAAGCAACAAAUACAGUAUUUUCCCCCAUAAAAGGAGGAAAAGCAAACCUUAAAAUGAACAUAUCACUCCCCGUGUUCUCAUUGAAAUCAAAUUCAUUUUAAUUGAGAUUGAAAUAGAUUUGUAAUCUUUGCUUUUUCUAUUCACACACACCUGACACUGUGCAUACACUUUGACCGUGAUUCAUUAUCUGCCAUUGCAUUGUUCUCCAACAUUAGUCAGUCAUGUUAAUGUCUGUUAUGUUGAUGAAUUUAAUCUGCGACCUGCUGUUUGUGUAGGACGCACUUCUGCGACUUUUAAAAUAUGGCUGUUUUUCUUACUGCAAGUGAACUGAUUUAGACGCUUAAUAAAAGGCCAGACCAGACUGUGCGGGGGGCCCCUACCCAAAAAGACUAACAUUGUGGGUGUCGGGAUGGAAGAUAUGUUGUGAAUGCUGUGCUGUAUGAUCAUAUGAUGUGAAUGUGAUAUGAAUAUCAGACUUAAAGAGACCUUACCGUA
Lates calcarifer (barramundi perch) is the source of this 3344-nucleotide messenger RNA. It is a transcript of the gene rhot2, whose product is annotated as ras homolog family member T2. The transcript is spliced from 19 exons. Gene Ontology annotation, biological process: small GTPase-mediated signal transduction; mitochondrion organization. NCBI's taxonomy places the organism in Eukaryota, Metazoa, Chordata, Actinopteri, Centropomidae. Gene Ontology annotation, molecular function: GTP binding; GTPase activity; calcium ion binding. Gene Ontology annotation, cellular component: mitochondrial outer membrane. The record is from RefSeq and is a predicted model, not a curated record. The coding region runs from base 162 to 2018 and encodes 618 amino acids.